UUGGAGUGUUCUUCUCAGUUUUUUUCAUGCGGUGUUCUCACCGCAUGUCAACCUUAGAAUAAUUUUCGCGAACCCUGGGUUCGAGAUGCUGGAGCAAGUGGCCCGUGAAAUCCAGCUGAGUCGAGUGUGCUCUUCGCGUGCCUAAGUUGCCUGUGAGGUGAAAGAAGCUGCUCCAUUUGCGACUUACAAUGGCAGAGAAGGACUGGCGGCCGUUUGUCUACGGCGGAUUGGCGUCGAUCACGGCGGAAUUUGGAACAUUCCCCAUCGACACAGCGAAAACGAGGCUGCAAGUUCAAGGGCAGACGAUCGACAAGAAGUUCGCGGACCUCAAGUACCGGGGCAUGAUCGACUGCUUCGUGAAGAUCUCCCGGGAGGAAGGCGUGAAGGCUCUUUACUCAGGGAUUUGGCCGGCAGUGCUGCGACAGGCGACUUACGGAACAAUCAAGUUCGGGACGUACUACAAUUUGAAGAAGGUCCUCACGGAGCACGGGUUCCUCGUUGAUGCUGAAACUGGUCGGGAGUAUGUUUGGGGCAACGUGGCGUGCGCCGUGAUAGCAGGCGCAGUGUCCAGCGCGAUAGCGAAUCCCACGGAUGUGCUGAAGGUGCGCAUGCAGGUUCAUGGCAAGGGAACUGCACAUCUGGGAUUGGUCGGUUGCUUCCAGGAGAUAUACGCCUUCGAGGGAGUGCGUGGGCUGUGGCGGGGAGUGGGUCCCACUGCCCAGCGAGCCGCAGUGAUCGCCGCCGUGGAAUUGCCUGUUUACGACUUCUGCAAGCAUCAGCUCAUGAACGCCUUCGGAGAUCAAGUAGCCAAUCACUUUAUAUCUAGUUUUAUAGCCAGUUUAGGUAGCGCCAUUGCUUCCACACCAAUUGAUGUGAUACGAACGAGGCUAAUGAAUCAGAAACGGGUUGCAGCUGUGUCAACAGUGCCUGGGGUGACUCCCAGGAAAAUCUACACGAGCAGUCUCGACUGUGCCGUUCAGACCGUGAGAAAUGAAGGUUUCUUCGCACUCUACAAGGGAUUCAUUCCGGCGUGGCUGCGGAUGGGUCCGUGGAACAUUAUCUUCUUCAUUACGUACGAACAGAUGAAAAAGUUUUGAGCUGUCCGCUC
Messenger RNA from Hermetia illucens (black soldier fly), 1108 nucleotides. RefSeq names its product mitochondrial uncoupling protein Bmcp (gene Bmcp). The coding region runs from base 189 to 1097 and encodes 302 amino acids. The transcript has 6 exons. The record is from RefSeq and is a predicted model, not a curated record. NCBI's taxonomy places the organism in Eukaryota, Metazoa, Arthropoda, Insecta, Diptera, Stratiomyidae. Gene Ontology annotation, biological process: transmembrane transport.